GAUGCUGCAAGCAGAUCCACUCGACCCGGAGUCAGUCGCCGGUCCCGAGGACGAUGCUACGUGCAAGUAUCUCGUUUAACACUUCCCGACAUUUACCUGGAGGCGCUACAAGACUGUUAUCCGUGGGAAAUAAUCCCUCAUAUUGACGCCGUGAAUCUCACUGACCAAAAACGACGCACGCCUAACCGCCAAUACAGCAGAAUUUAGCCAAAAUAUUUUCCUUAGCAAUGCACACCCUUGGAGUUAAUGUUACAUAACGCCGCUUUUGUAGCAAGCAGUGUAAAAAUGAUAAAUACGUUCGGUCGUCAUGUCCGCCGGUUCCCCUGGGUCACCAACGUCACGUUGUACGGCUGCCUGUUCGCGGGAGGGGACUUCGUCCACCAGUGUUUUGCCCACAGGGACAAAGUGGACUGGAGCCACACGCGGAAUGUCGCCGUGGUCGCGUUCAGUUUCCAUGGCAACUUCAAUUUCUUCUGGAUGCGCUUUCUGGAGCGCCGGUUCCCCAGUAAUUCCGCCGGGAUGGUGAUGAGGAAGCUGUUGGUGGACCAGACCACGGCGGCGCCCUUGGCCACGGGCGUUUUCUACACAGGCCAUUGUGACGUGUCCAUGGCGGAGAGCACCAUCUCUCCAGAGGAAAUUGAGAUGGAGAUGACUCGUAUCCAACGUUUGAGGGAGGUCUUAGUGCGCCGGGAGUCUGAGCUGCGCUUCAUGAUGGAUGACAUCCAGCUGUGCAAAGACAUCAUGAGUUUGAAGCAGGAGCUGAGGCAGAUUGUUGCAGUGGCAGAGAAAGACAAGAGCAAGAAAGACAAGCAGCAGGAAGAAGAAAUGAUCCUGAAAAUCCAUAAACUGGUGCAAAAGAGGGAUUUCUUGGUGGAUGAUGCAGAGGUGGAAAGAUUAAGGGAGCAAGAGGAGGACAAGGAGAUGGCCGAGUUCCUCAGGCUAAAACUGAUGCCACUGGAGAAGACGCUCAAGGUCAAACAAAAUCCUCCGAAGCCCAGAAGACAAAUCCCGGAGCCUCCACCUAACAAACCCUUCAUCACUAAAUCAGGCGUGGCCAUCUUAAAGGAUUGCUGCGGCGCCACCCAGUGUGCCAUCAUGUAACUGACGGACACCCUUUCAAGGCCACGCCCACAUCCCCUCGUCAUCACUUCCUGUGAAUCAGAGAACCUGUCAUGCUCUGUGUUCCACUGUGAAGUGUCCAUGUUUGCAAUGCAACUCUGUCCAGGUUCCCGCUUCAAAGCCUUUUCAAUAUUUGAAUUUGACAUGAAAAGGAUUUGUCAAUUCAAUAAUCCCAUGUCUCAUUUGGCUUCCGAAGAUCUAGAAUCACAAAUUGGAACUACAAGCACUAUUUUAUUCCAUGUUGGGUGUUCUCUGAUGCACAGGGAUCGGAAAUGAUUGUCAUUAUGGAUGAACGUGUGGGCCAAUAAUUAAAUAUUGCUACUUUUUACUAGCAUUUGGGCUAACAUGCCCCUGAAAAACACAAACACUGCUUUAAAACGGGGCCACAAACUAGUUGGAUGCGAAUGAUGAUUCCUGAGCAUAUUAAUGGGUGAGGGUGGGUUCUAUUUCUCAGGUGAUGAACAGACACUAAAGCUCAGAAAUACGAUCAUUUAUGAUUAUGUGUAUUUGUCCCCAACAACACAUACACCUACUUGUGGCAAACUACUGCCAGCCAUGUCAGAAGUGUGUGUCAACUGUUUUUAUUGGGGCAGUAUAGCUCGGUUAGAGUGGCCGUGCCAGCAACUUGAGGGUCCCAGGUUUGAUCCCCACUUCCGCCAUCCUAGUCACUGCUGUGUGUCCCUGGAAAAUACACUUUACCCACCUGCUCCCAGUGCCACACACACUGGUUUAAAUGUAACUUAGAUAUUGGGUUUCACUAUGUAAAAGCGCUUUGAGUCACCAGAGAAAAGCGCUAUAUAAAUAUAAUUCACUUCACUUAUUAGCAUAGCCCUUACUAACUGUGUUGUGGAUGAUUUUGUCUUAUUUAUUCUAUGAUAUAAACCUUGCACUACAGUCAAGUACUGUAAGGCUGUAGCAGUAUUUCCAUUUGUGAUCUAGUAACCUAAAAAGGUUUUAUUCGUGCUUGUUGGUGCAAACAAAGCUAAGUAAUUAUUUUGUGUUUAAUUGCAUUAAAAUACAUUUUUCUAUACAAAAUACGAACAUGAUGUAGUACCACGACAUCUUGAUACUGGGUUGCAAUCACGUGACAUUCUGGAGCCCGAGACAAGUUUAGAAAAAGAGCAGGGAUGACCACGCCCCCCGCAGCUCAUUUGAUUGGUCGCUGCAAAGUAUCUCUACACAUAUGGUUUUCUACACCAGAAUUCCUUUACUUAUUCCUCUACUACUUCUUCUCCAGAUUUUGGCGCGCUCUACCUUCCAAUUUUUACACCUGAAUCAAACCGUUCCAACUUCUAACUGUUCAGCCUAUUCGGGAAUCACAGGCUUUCCUUCGACAAAUUCCAAAAAUUCUCAGAAUUUUUCCCCAUUUAAAAUGAUUUGGCCAUUUUUUAAACUUUUACUAUUUCCACAUUUUUCAACUCAUUCAACACAUUCCACCAUUGUGGAAAUUCAAACUACCCAUUUUCCAAGUUCAAACAAAUCCCAGGGUUUUCCAGAAUUCCUUGUUUUUCUAAGCCCUAUUUCCACCCUUUUUUCUGGCGACUACUCCUCCCACAUUUUCAACCGCUCCACCGUCAAAACAUUCUUCUUAAUUAGGACAAAAAACAAAAGUUAUUUUUGAAAUGGAAAAAUUCCCAGUUUUUCAGGAAUUCCGUAAUAUCAUUUCUCAAUUCAACAUGUCACUACUUCAACAUUUCUCGACCGAUUUGAAAAAUUUCAACACCAACCAUUUCAACUCAUUCAGAACAUUGGAGUUUAACAUCACAAAUGGAUAUAUUCAGAAUUGCUUGUAUUAAGAAUAUAUUUGCAGUGACGCUCUAAUUGCUUGUUUCAUUUGUUUUGGUAGGUUUAUAAAUAACGCUUAUUCAGGAGCAGGAAAACAAUUCAACAUGGUACUACAACCUUUUUUGACCAAUUUAAAAGAAAUCAACACCAACCAUUUCAUCUCAUUCAGAACUUUCAAGUUUUUACUAUUUUCAAAAAAAUUCCCAAAUAUCCCAUUUGAAAUCAUUGAGACAUUUUUUUAAGCUUUGACGGAUUUAAACAAUUCCAACACCAACCAGAUCAGCUCAUUCAUGCUCAUAAUCUUUUUUUUUUUUUUUUUUAAAUCCCGCUUUUCCCAAAAUUUCCAUGAAGUUCCAAUUGAAAUGAAUGGGUCAUUUUCCAAAGAUGCACAAUUCCAACAAGUUUCAACCAAUUAAAACCAUUCCAACAUUUACACAUUCCACUCAUCCUGGACAUUCAAACUAACACUUUCCCAAGUUCCAUACACAAUUUCCGGUUUUCCUUGAAAUUCAAACUCUUCAACGUUCAAACCAUUCCAACAUUCAAACUAGUCUUACAUUCAUAUUACAUUCUGUCAGCAUUUCAGUUCAACUUCAGCAUUGGAGCAUUCACACACCUAAUCUAGUUAACAGACCCCGAGAUCGGUAGUUCGUGAAUUCAAACCCCGGCCGAGUCAUACUGAAGACUAUAAAAAUGUGACUCAUUACCUCCCUGCUUGGCACUCAGCAUCAAGGGUUGAAAUUGGGCGUUAAAUCACCAAAAAUGAUUACUGAACGUGGCCACCGCUGCUGCUCACUGCUCCCCUCACCUCCCAGGGGGUGGAAGAAGGGGAUGGGUCAAAUACAGAGGGUAAUUUCACCACACCUAGUGUGUGUGUGACUACCUUAACUAACUUAAUAAGUUUUAAGCUUACUCGAAGUUAGCUGGGAGGAUGUUUCAAACUAUUUCAACCAUUUGUGUACCUCAUCUUCAGAGAUAAUUCUUAAUUUAAUUUGGGCCCUAAAUUUACCCUCUCCACUCUCCUCAUUAGGUGUAUACCAAGUGUUCGUAGCCCUCGGGUAGCAGUUUCUGAAUGAAUGAAAUUCUAGUGAAUGUCUUACGUUAGAUGACCUAUAUUGUUGAAGCACCGUCUAGCAACACAUAUCAACUCCCUGUCGAACAAACUUAAAUCACCGCGGUUCCUAAUAGUUUCUGGAGGACAACAGCAUUACAGCUUAUGAAGAAGAACCCGCGAUUUCACAACAAAAAAGGGCCACACAGCGAUAGCACAGACUAGAACAUGGGUGUCAAACUAAUUUUAGAUCGGGGGCCACAUGCAGAAAAAUCUACUCCCAAAUGGGCCGCACUGGUAAAAUCACGGCACGAUAAGUUAAAAAUAAAGACAAAUUUAAAUUGUUUUCUUUGUUUGAAAAUAGUACAAGCACAUUCUGAAAAUGUACAAAACAAUGUUUUUUUUUGUUUUUUUUACACUUAUGUUGCGGUUAAUAGUAUUUCAUCUUUAUUUGUCGUUAUUUAUAUUUUCUGAAUAAAUUAUCUGAUAAUGUUCAUCAGUCAACUCCAUCCAUUUCCUACCGCCUAUUCCCUUCGGCGUCGCUGGAGCCUCUCUCAGCUACAUCUACUCCCAAGUGUGCCGCACUGGUAAACUCACGGCACGAUAACUUCAAAAUAAAGACAACUUUAGAUUGUUGUCUUUGUUUGAAAAUAGGACAAGCACAUUCUGAAAAUGUACAAAACAUAAUGUUGAAUUUUUUUGUUUUUUUACACUUAUGUUGCGGUUAAUAGUAUUUAAUCUUUAUUUGUUAUUUAUAUUUUCUGAAUAAAUUAUGUGAUAAUGUUCAUCAGUCAACUCCAUCCAUCCAUUUUCCACCGGUUAUUCCCUUUGGCGUCGCUGGAGCCUCUCAGCUACAAUUGGGCGGAAGGCGGCGUACACCCGGGACAAGUCGCCACCUCAUCACAGGGCCAACACAGAUAGACAACAUUCACACUCACAUUCACACACUAGGGCCAAUUUAGUGUUGCCAAUCAACCUAUCCCCAGGUGCAUGUCUUUGGAAGUGGGAGGAAGCCGGAGUACCCGGAGGGAACCCACGCAGUCACGGGGAGAACAUGCAAACUCCACACAGAAAGAUCCCGAGCCCGGGAUUGAACCCAGGACUACUCAGGACCUUCGUAUCGUGAGGCAGACGCACUAACCCCUAUUGGUGUUAAUUUUCAAUCUAUCAAGAUAAAAAAAACUACAGUGUGUUAUUUGUCGUAGCGCAGUGGUAGAGUGGCCGUGCGCAACCCGAGGGUCCCUGGGUCAAUCCCCACCUAGUACCAACCUCGUCACGUCCGUUGUGUCCUGAGCAAAACACGUCACCCUUGCUCCUGAUGGGUGCUGGUUAGCGCCUUGCAUGGCAGCUCCCUCCAUCAGUGUCCAUCCAUCCAUCCAUUUUCUACCGCUUAUUCCCUUUCGGGGUCGCGGGGGGCGUUUGCGCCUAUCUCAGCUCCAUCAGUGUGUGAAUGGGUAAAUGUGGAAGUAGUGUCAGAGUGCUUUGAGUACCUUGAAGGUAGAAAAGUGCUAUACAAGUAUAACAAGUAUAGUAGUUUGAUCAUUACCCUCGACUGAUAGUAUUAAGAUCAUGAGACAAUGAAUACAUAGAUGCAAAUAAUUGCUAUUGCGACACCCAGUGGACACCUUUUGAACAGAAGUUUCAUGAAAAAAAUUUCAGGUUAAUUUUUAUACUUAGCAAACUUAUCCUGCAGGCCGGAUAAAACCUGUUUGCGGGCCUGAUUCGGGCCCUCGGGCCGUAUGUUUGAUACCCCUGGUCUAGCGUACGCAGUUGGCAAUCACCAUUAAACAUUAUUAACAUAAUGGAAAACAAUUCUAACUUACCCCUAAUAGUGGAUGUUCAGCGUCGCUGUUCCUGGCUGCCGUCAGUGUGUACAAUUCGUAUUCGGCAUGACGACGACUGGCAAGUGCGACGUCGUCAACUUUUAAUCACAUUUUCACUUUAAGAACGCUUCAUCCACUCAUUCAGCAGACAGCAGGUGUCAUAAUUAACAAGACAGCGAUUCAUUUACCCACAGUGACCGAUGGGGUAAAAGUGGCGCACUGCAUGACAAAUCAGCGACAGAAGAAGAAGAAGGAACUUUGCAGCGACCAAUCAAAUGAGCUCCCGGUAACAUGGGGCGUAGUCAUCCCUGCUCUUCCAUUUCAUGCUUUACUUAAUCUUCUUCGCCUAAACGCUAGAGGGCAGUGUUGACUGGCGCCUGAGAACGAGCUGGUAAAAAAUAAAUAAAUCGUCGAGUGUCUCCCAACUUGCCAAACCUCACAUAAAAAUGUCGAUAUAGUAUGAUUGUUUCAACCACAUUAAAUAAAUCCCAUUAUUUAUGAUGAUUUGAGCCCCUCAAUACAUGGCUUUUAGAAAACGGAAACCGUAUAUGAACGUGUGCUUUAGUAUCACGUACCUCUUGACGGCCACACGGGAGCGCAGUUCUAACUUUUUGCUGGCAGUGCUGUUAACUCAGUCUUUUUAACAUUUUUUGAGCCAAGGCAAAUUUUCUGCGUUGGAAAAACCCAGAGGCCCACCACCAGCAGAAAUCACUAAAAAACGAAACUCAGUUGACAGUAAAAUGUUGUUGUCGCAAUUUUUGGAUAUGACUUUAAAGAAUAAGCAAGCAUGUAUCACUAUAGCUCUUGUCUCAAAGUAGGUGUACUGUCACCACCUGUCACAUCACACCCUGACUUAUUUGGACUUUUUUACUGUUUUCCUUUGUGUAGUGUUUGUUCUUGUCUUGCGCUCUUAUUUUUUGGGGGCAUUUUCCUGUAGCAGUUUCAUGUCUCCCUUUGAGCGAUAUUUCCCGCAUCUACUAUUUUGUUUUAGCAAUCAAGAAUAUUUCAGUUGUUUUUACCCUGUGAUGAGGUAGCGACUUGUCCAGGGUGUACUCCACCUUCCGCCCGAUUGUGGCUGAGAUAGGCUCCAGUUCACCCCGAAACCCCGGUAGAAAAUGGAUGAAUUAUCCUUCUUUGUGGGGACAUUGUUUAUUGUCAUGUACGGAUGUACUUUGUGGACGCCGUCUUUGCUCCGCAGUAAGUCUUUGCUGUCGUCCAGCAUUCUGGUUUUGUUUACUUUGUAGUUCAGUUUUAGUUUUGUUCCGCAUAGCCUUCCCUAAGCUUCAAUGCUCUUUCUUAGGGGCACUAACCUUUUGUUAUUUUUUUUGUUUAAGCAUUAAAUACCUUUUUUACCUGCA
Molecule: messenger RNA, 7136 nt
Organism: Nerophis ophidion (straightnose pipefish)
Lineage: Eukaryota; Metazoa; Chordata; Actinopteri; Syngnathiformes; Syngnathidae
Gene: bmerb1
Product: bMERB domain containing 1
Exons: 6
Coding region: 247-1101 (284 amino acids)
Biological process (GO): negative regulation of microtubule depolymerization
Cellular component (GO): microtubule cytoskeleton
Source: RefSeq, a predicted model, not a curated record